AUGCGUCCUCCAAUGCGCUCGAGCAUCGCUUGCACGAGAUGUCGUAAGUCCAAAAUCAAGUGUGAAAAUAAGAAUGGCGAAACACCCUGCGAGAGUUGCAUCAAGACGGGAAGCCAGUGCAUUUUCAAAGUUCCCGAUCCUGCGCCUCCUAAACGUUCGGAGCCUCCGGCAAUUGUCAAACAAGAGCGAGAUGGGGGGUCGGAUAGAAAACGGCUAAAAAAGAUUGACGACAUAGCAAAGGAUGAUGGUCAAAGGGCGAUGGCACAUGCUGAAGAUGUUUUAUCUGCUCCAUUUUUGACUGAAGAUUUGUGGCAUCAGGUACUUGAUCUGUACAAGAUACAUUUCGGCCCAGAACUUUCCUUCCUAUACCUUCCAACGAUAAAAGAGAAACUAGGACGCAGAUCUAAAGCUCUACAUUCCGAACACAGCUUGGACAGCAAUCUAGUUUUGUUGGGUAUCUUGACCCUGACAGCACGCUUCCAUCCAGACCUAGUCAGAUACACUGCACAUUUGUGUAAUAACCAAUCAGGUAACACAAAGCCUCGCCCGCCUCCCUCCCAGCCGGACCCAUCUGCGGCGUCGGACUACUAUGCAGAUGUUUUAGCUAUGGCUCUUGGACCAGUGCAAACAAUGAUGGAUACUGCUUCCAUAGACCGUGUGGCGGCGUUGCUCAUGCUCGGUCUCUACGCGUGGAGUCAAACGCAACCGAAGACCGGCGGCAUGAAGGCCUGGAUGUAUGUUGGUACAGCGAUCAGAAUGGCUCAGUUCCUAGGGCUUGCGGUGGAGGGAGGCGAAAUAGGAGACCCAAGGAUUCGGGGCGCCGCCGAUUUGCGGUUGAUGAAAGACAUUAACUGCAAGUCUCAACUUGCUCUACAAAAAGAAAUUAGACGGCGAAUCAUGUUUAGCUGUUUCAUCCUCGAUAGGAUGCUCGCCUGUGGAAAAUAUCGAAUAUCAAUUAUACGUGGCGACGACCUCCAUAUCCAGUUGCCUUGCUCUGAGCAGAUGUUCGAUUUAGCCAUAGAAGUUCAAACUAGCCGUCUUGGUCAAUUGGAGCGCGGUGGGAACCAUGACAACGUACUCAGUCGAUUCAUACAGCUAGUGGACUUAUGGGGCGAGAUAUCCAAGUAUAGCUUCCGAGGCGGCCGUGUCGAAGAUAAAUACCCUCCUUGGCACGCAGAGUCAGACUUUUACAGCUUAAUGAAGGCUUUGGAAAGAUUCGACUCGACCCUCCCGAGCAUCUUUACUUUCUCAAGAUUAAACUUUUUCAGGCACGAGAAUCACCAGGCACUAAGUACCUAUGUUCUAUUGCACAUGCUUCGGUUUGUAUGUCUCAUCAUGCUACAUCGAGAAUAUGUCCCAUUUGUCCCAAUACGCUGCCGCGAGCCAGAAGGGCCUCUUGACCACCCUACUUUCACGAGAGAAGAAACGCCAGCAGGCUUUUGGCGAACAAGUGCGGAGCAGCUCUUCAAGGCAGCCAGGGGUAUUGUGGAUUUAACCGAGAUCUGCCAGAAAAAGGACAAGCUGCCGCAAUCUACUAUUGUCCUCUUUGGCAUUUGGACUGCCUCUUUUGUUGGACUAUAUGGCGCUCAUUUCCCCCAGAUGGAUACAGAGAGACACAUGCUGAGUUUCGAUUAUGAAGACACGGGCGAAGAUGUUCUCAAAGACAUUUUCAGUCGCGGACCGACUGCACUCGCAUUCCAGACACUGCUGAAAAUGGCUACUUGGCAAAAGAUGGCAUCUACCUAUGUGGAGAUCUUCCAUGGCAUGAAUGACUACUUUAGCACGAUUAAGCAGGACUAUUGCAGAUAUAGCGACCAGAACGGACGACCUAACAAUGCGACACUGCGAGUACGGGAGGGUGGCACGGGUGGCGGACUUGAAGAAUAUCGGCCCCUGGGCGCGGCGUUGAAAGACUUUGGUACUAUUCAACCAUCUGAGCACGACGUUGUAGACAUAUCAGAACGACUUCGAAUUCGUGACGUGGAGAAAGGGGGCUCGAUCCGGUCCGCGCCGCCUGCAUCCUUUACAGCUAUCAAUCACUCUUCCUCGCCGACAUCUGAACCCACUCGUCCGUUCAGCCAAGCCCAAGCCAUUGCCCGCAUAGAAACGCCGCAGGUUCAUUCUGAGCCCCAUGUGGAGUCCCGGCGGUAUCCAAACGUGUCAUGGCAUCAGCCACAUUCGUCCCCGGCUCAGACAUAUCCCACGCCUGGCUCGAUGCUUGACCCAGAGCCCACACACACGCCGGCCUUCGAGCAGAGUGUGAUGAACGAUAGCGAAGAGUUCUGGGAGAAACUCGCAAGGGGUGAGCUGCAUCGCUUUGGUGCCACUGGUGAUCUGAGCCUCUUUUCUACCGGCUACCCCGAAAUCCCCAUUACGGGCAUGCCAUUUGGCGGUCCAUUGUAUUUCCCAUGA
Molecule: messenger RNA, 2412 nt
Organism: Xylaria bambusicola
Lineage: Eukaryota; Fungi; Ascomycota; Sordariomycetes; Xylariales; Xylariaceae
Product: fungal-specific transcription factor domain-containing protein
Exons: 1
Coding region: 1-2412 (803 amino acids)
Biological process (GO): DNA-templated transcription; regulation of DNA-templated transcription
Cellular component (GO): nucleus
Molecular function (GO): DNA-binding transcription factor activity, RNA polymerase II-specific; DNA binding; zinc ion binding
Source: RefSeq, a predicted model, not a curated record